CUUGAAUUUAAACCAUACGCUACACGUCAUUGUCAAAAACUUUAUAUGCAAAUAAAAAUACGGACCAAAAAAUUAUAUGAUUAGAAUUUAAACAUUCAAAAUGGGUGGUCUCUUCAGUUAUUUCAAGGGUUUAUUGGGUGCAAGAGAGAUGCGAAUUUUAAUAUUAGGUUUAGAUGGGGCUGGUAAAACAACUAUAUUAUAUAGAUUACAAGUAGGUGAAGUAGUUACCACAAUACCAACAAUCGGCUUUAAUGUUGAACAAGUCACAUACAAAAACUUAAAAUUUCAAGUAUGGGAUUUAGGUGGACAAACGAGUAUAAGGCCGUAUUGGCGAUGCUAUUACAGUAAUACAGAUGCAAUUAUAUACGUUGUGGAUUCAGCGGAUAGAGACCGGAUAGGAAUAUCUAAAGAUGAAUUAUUAUAUAUGUUAAGGGAAGAAGAGUUAGCUGGUGCAAUAUUGGUAGUAUUGGCAAAUAAACAAGAUAUGCAAGGUUGUAUGUCCGUAGCAGAAGUACAUCAAGCAUUAGGAUUGGAUGCAUUAAAAAAUCGUACAUUUCAAAUAUUCAAAACGUCAGCAACAAAGGGUGAAGGUUUGGAUCAAGCAAUGGAUUGGCUUUCAAAUACAUUACAAUCUAGAAAAUAGCAACUGACUUCUUAAAUUACAUCUUAAUUAAUUAAUUAAAAAUUUAUAUUAUAUUUUAAGUAAAUCGCCUCGUUUGUUAAAAAAACAAAACACAUUCAUUUUAUAUCAUUCGAUUAAAUUCGAAAUUCUCAGAUUUAGAGAAUGAUUAAAUUAUCUCCUUUGUAUGCGAUAUAUUUAGAAGUAUUACGUAAAAAUUAAAUUGUAAACGUUCUCGAGAGAAAUUGAAAUAAUUACCUACGAAUGGGGAUAAUUUUUAGUGUUCAGUUUAUUGCGCAUGCUUAAAAUAUGUUGUAUUCAUUAACACUGUUUCAACAGGGUACUUGAAUGCAAUAAUAUGAGCUUUAAGGAGUUAUCCUACUGUAUUAAAUUAACAUAAAAACGAUAUGUACUCAUUUAAUAACCUUUAAAAUAUGCAGUUAAAUUUUCAAGUAUAAAUAUUAACUUGCUUUGGAUGUCCAAAAUUUGGUUCACGUUAUUAGUUUUAGUUAGUCAUAUACAUCACUAAAAUUUUACACCAAAUUUGAAAUUAAUCCAUAAAUUUAGAAUAGAAGAUAUACAAUGUAUAUUUUUUAAUCGUAUCUUUAAAAAUCAAAAUUGCUGAGGGAUUUUUGCUGAUUUUUAAACGUUUUACAGUACAUUAUUUAAAUAAUAAAGAAAAUUAUAGCGAAAUUUUAAGUUAUUAAGUUAUAAUUGAUGAUUGCUUUUUGUCCCUGAGAUAAUUGAAUGUGUGUAUUUCAGAGCGAGAUAAAAAUGCUUCCGAUUUUAUAGAGAAUGAAACAUUCAGAAAAAAACUAAUUGACCCGUGCGGACGUCCGCAGUGCGGUGAUACUCGUAGCUAAAAACAGGCUUGAGAAAUAUUAUAUAAGUGAUAAAAAAUAUCAACAGUAUUUUUUUAUUGUGUAUAGGCAAUUUUAUUACAGAUAUCAUAUAUAAAUUACAUACUGAAUAAAAUUAUAAAAAAUCAAAUCAAUGUGGUAGAUUUUUAGAUCGUUAGCUUUAAAAUGAAAGGUAAAUCAUGGAAUUUGAUAAAGGAAGAGCUCGCGGACUCAGGAAAACAGGCUAGAGAAAUAACACAUAAGACACUAUAUUAUAACGACCAAAAACAACUUACAGAAUCCAAACUUGAAAGAAAGUACGUUUUUAAAGCACACAGCCCUGCUUUAAAAUAACUUAUAUCUAGCGAAAUUAUAAAUUCGAUUAAACUGGCUCGGAAAGGUAGUUUAAAGUUCCCAAGUUUGGCCUCUGUUGAUUUUAGUAUAUAUAAAAAUCCAAAAAUCCAAUAUAACAGUGGAGAAAACACCGCUUUCAGUUUUUAAUACCAGAGUCAUAUGUGGCAUAUGUGCGCAUGAUGGCAACUAUAUACAUUCCUAAAAAGCUCUUAGUGACCAAAUUUAUGAAAAUUAUAAGCUCGUAACUCAAUGGCUAAUGAAUUCUGAAUACUGAAAGUUUGGUGUAUUAUUUUGUACAAGCUUCACCCGUGAGGAAUUUUGCAGUGCGGUACCCAAGGCAAAAACAAGCUAAAGAAAUAAUAUAUAAUUGAUACAUACCAGUAUAGGCAAUUUUAUUACACAUAUUAUAUUAUAUACGAAUUACAUACUGAACAAAAUUAAACCUUAAUAUUAUUUCUCUAGCUUAUUUUUUCCUACGCGGUAAAUUUUUAGAUCGUGAGUCUAUUUUUCAUCAUUAGCCAGCACGAUAAGCUUUAAAAUGAGGGGUAAAUCGUGAAAAUUGAUAAAGGAAUAAGAAAGAUCUCGAUUCAUUUUCUAAAUUUCACACACAUCGUGAAAAUUCAUUUACACUAAUGAAAGUGGUCAGCGAACAAAAUUUUCAUUUUUUUUUUCAACCUAUAGGAAACGUUUAUUAAGCAGAAAAAAGUUUACGAGUCAUUUUUUAUAGCUCACCCAACUAAAACAUUUUCUAGAUACGAAAUAAGUUCCUUAACAUAGCACGAUGGUUUUAAUGCCAUUAAAAAAUUUUCUUUUUAAGUACAGUAAGAUAACUUCUUAGCUUAAAGGUGCAUUGAAUGUUUUCAUAGCUCCAUGUUUUUGUACUAUUUUCCUUGAGAAUUUAAAUUAUUAUUUU
Molecule: messenger RNA, 2725 nt
Organism: Chrysoperla carnea
Lineage: Eukaryota; Metazoa; Arthropoda; Insecta; Neuroptera; Chrysopidae
Gene: Arl1
Product: ADP-ribosylation factor-like protein 1
Exons: 4
Coding region: 101-643 (180 amino acids)
Biological process (GO): intracellular protein transport; vesicle-mediated transport
Cellular component (GO): Golgi apparatus; cytoplasm
Molecular function (GO): GTPase activity; GTP binding
Source: RefSeq, a predicted model, not a curated record